AUGUCCAACAGCCUAGAAGCAAAGAUCGUGGUCCUCGGUAGCCAAGGAGUUGGAAAAACUUCUCUCGUCCACCGAUAUGUCAAGAACGCUUUUACACCUCCCACAACACAGUCCACCGUGGGUGCUUCCUUCUUGACAAAGAGGGUUGUGGAUAUCGACACCUCCACAGUGGUUCGAUUACAGAUAUGGGAUACCGCAGGCCAGGAGCGCUUCCGGUCCAUAUCUAAGCUGUAUUAUAGGGGCGCAAAUGCUGCAGUACUAUGUUACGACAUCACCGAUCCAUAUUCGUUCGAGGAGAUGGGCCGCUGGUUCAAGGAACUCAAGACAAACCUUGGAGAGGACGUGAUCCUCCAUGUGGUAGGAACGAAGUCAGACGUCGUAGCCGAAGACCCUACCAAGCGAAAAGUGCCCUUUGAGCGCUGCAUCGCAUACGUCGCCGAGAACCUCCACCCCACACAGAACGGACAACCACACAGUGCUGCAGCAAGCGGUUGGGGCUCUGUACCGGCAGCCUUCCACAGCGGUAUGGCGUCGCCACAGAGCAACCGAUCGAGCGGCUUCUGGGGACAAGACCUGGGUUGGGACUGUUGCCACGAGAUCAGCGCCAAAGAUGGCGAGGGUGUAGACGAAGUCUUUCGCGUCAUCACCCGCAAGCUCGUGGAACAGCAGCAGAAGAAGCUCGAGGAAGAACAACGGCAGUACGCCAUGGCUGGUGUCACACCUGCCAUGGAUAACAACGGCAAUGUCGCUGGAUACUUCGAUUACCCUGGAACGGGUAAUGGAAGCUUCCGCUUAGGCACCGGCGACAAGAGGCGAAGCUGGCUGGGCUUCCCUACUACCCCCAACGUCGCUGGACACCAGCAAGAUUGGGAAGAAGAUAUCAACCGGGCGCAGAAGAGCAAGAGUGGCAGGUCACCGAUAGGACGCUUGAAGGGCCGGAUAGUAAACUACCGUAAGAGGCUUAGUCAACGCAGGAAGCCUUCUGAUAUCGAAGACCCGCUCGCACCGUACCCGAUAUCCAUGGACGACUUCCCUAGAGGAUAUCCAAGCCUGGCAGCGUUUCAAUCCAGUAAACCGGAUUUCUCCAUCUACCGAGCUUUCAACUAUCUCCACUCGCGUGUUAUAUUGGAGCUACAAGAUCAACUCUGUGUGCAUGAAGACGACCUUGCACUAUUGGAUGAAUUCGAUGCGAUGUCUGAAGAUCAGCAGCAAAGAAAUCGAGUCAGUUCCCGCCGUGCGGACGCAGACGCAGCUCGCCUAGAGCACCAAAAUCGUGAGGACCUCACAGACAUCGGCCGGUCUGUCAAUGCAGGAGAAACCCAGAUUGGGGUUCAACCUGGCGAUAUACCUAGCAAUAAAACAAUGUGCCAAUCCAGUCUCAGCGAACGCGCCAGCCUGCUUGCAGAGAUCCACAGAAAACUCGUGCAAUACGACGACAUUCUGACCAAAUCACGCGAGCUUGCCGAAUUCCAGCGACCAAGCGAACGCGAACGUAGCUACCUCUGCUUUUGGGACUGGAACACUAAGCCUUUGCCAGACGAGGAGCAGAAGUUCAUGACGAUGCGAGACGAUCUCGUCAUCUUGAAGCCGAGGCGUGAUUCUAGUAAUAUCGACGAAUGGAUCGAGAGAAUCAUGGAUAAGAUGCCCGUACGUGCCGUUGCUAUGUCGGAAAAAUGGCUGACGACCUCGUACAAGUACUUUGUCAAAACCGGAACGGACCGUGAACGACGGGGGGAACCACGGUUCUACCACAUCACCCGAAUCCAGCGCCUUGCCGUCCUCAUAAUCGUCACAGUCAUCAUCCUCCUCCUGGCUGCACCUGUCUUCAUCAUGUAUCGUGUAACAUGGGACAGCAGUCGCUCCAGCACGUUCCUCAACAUAGGGCUCAUGAUCGUCUUUUCGCUGUUGUUCUCCGCAUCGAUGGGUCUUCUUACCAAGGCCAAGCGAGCCGAGCUUUUCGCUGCGACUGCAGCAUACUGUGCUGUUCUGAUUGUGUUUAUUGGGAACUUCAGUAGUAACGCGACGUAG
Alternaria hordeiaustralica is the source of this 2028-nucleotide messenger RNA. RefSeq lists its product as uncharacterized. The record is from RefSeq and is a predicted model, not a curated record. Gene Ontology annotation, molecular function: GTPase activity; GTP binding. The transcript has 5 exons. Lineage: Eukaryota; Fungi; Ascomycota; Dothideomycetes; Pleosporales; Pleosporaceae. Bases 1 to 2028 code for a protein of 675 amino acids.